Eufriesea mexicana is the source of this 2693-nucleotide messenger RNA. Its product is annotated as zinc transporter foi. Gene Ontology annotation, cellular component: plasma membrane. Gene Ontology annotation, molecular function: zinc ion transmembrane transporter activity; monoatomic cation:bicarbonate symporter activity. Bases 396 to 2693 code for a protein of 765 amino acids. Lineage: Eukaryota; Metazoa; Arthropoda; Insecta; Hymenoptera; Apidae. The transcript is spliced from 12 exons. Gene Ontology annotation, biological process: zinc ion import across plasma membrane; intracellular monoatomic cation homeostasis. The record is from RefSeq and is a predicted model, not a curated record.
CGUGGACUUCGCGAGCUUUCCGCAAGCUGGUGAGCGCGUCUCGAUCAAUUAGCAUAUGCCACUUCCUAGCGGGAAUUUUGUUUCACUGAUUGAAUAAAGCGAGAGGCCGCCUUUCUAACCUAAAUUCUAAAUUCUGUCAUGGAUCCGUAUUGCGGGGUAGGGUGAGGAGGGUGAUAACCACGAAUCUCCUUCUCUUUUUGACAGCUAAAAAUACGGUUUUUGAAGAAACGACCGCAACAUCGAACACCUCGACUAUUUCGGAUAUGAUACAGCAUACAUGCAUCCUGAAUCGUUUACGUAGCUUUGUCUCAUAAAAUGCGCGCUUUUUUAUUUCUCACCGCAUCAUGCAUUUCUGUGCGAGCUGUAAUUAGUUAUAUUUGCAUUGGAUAUACAACAUGUCACAUCAUUUUGUCACAGUUUGUGUAGUUUGUGUUUUAUGUGCUGCACAUACACCUUGUUCAGCACAUACUGAAUUCUCAACAGCAGGACAAACAAUUCAUAAUUCUGUUAAUUCUGAAAAGCUGCUAGGACCUAAUGAACAAUUACAACCAUCUUUGUUACUAAUGAAAUCCAAAGAAACACAACAGAAGGAUGUGAAAAAAUUAAAUUUAAAUAACUUAGGCGCUUAUAAUAAUGGUGCUGUUAAGUUUUCUAAUGUAAUAAAUAACAAUAGUGGAAACAAAAUUACUUUGCUGGUGCCAAUUGCCACAAAUGACAUCCAUAUUAAAGAAAAAAAUCCAGAAACUAUAAAAAUUAACAAAAACGUUCAAAAUAAUCAUAUAUCAGUGAUAAAGGAAGAUUCUAUAACUUUGAAAGAUAUAGAAAUAUUAGAAAGAUUAGGACAAAUUGAAAUUGCACACAAUUGUGAAUUGAAUGCAGUACACUUUGAUAAAGAUCAAAAUCCUCUUAACAGGGUCAGAACAAAAAGAAAUGUAGAUAUUUUAGAUGAAAAAUAUUUCAUGAAAAAGAUUUUUGAAGCUUAUGGAGAUGGAACAAGCAUAACAAUGGAAGGUUUUGAAAAGUUGUUAAAAAAAUUAGGUUUAUUUAGAUUAUUAAAAGAUACGUCAAAUUUAGAAAAUCAUAAUAUUGUUACUAGUCAGAAUGAAAAUCCAUUGGACAAGACAAAGAAUUUGCAAAAUAAUGGCCUACCAGAGCAUGAAAAUGGGGUUCAAAGGGAAAGGUGCUUAAAUAGUAAAGAAUUGUUAAGUACUGUUGCAAGAGAUAUGCCAUACAAUGCGAUCACUAAUAAUAGUUCUACAUUACCAAAUUGGCUUUUUGAACGCGUGUGUCCAGCUCUUGUUUACCAACUAGCAGGUGAAUCAAGCUCAGAGAGAAAUGGAUGUAUUCGUGUACCAGAGAAUUAUAAACCAUUAACAGUUAAUAAAUAUCUUGGAGAAGAUGUAACUCGUAAUAUGGUUCAAGUGUGGGCCUAUUCAACAAUCAGUAUUCUAAUAAUCAGUCUUGGUGGUUUACUUGGUGUAGCUGUUAUACCUUUCAUGGGUAAAGUUUAUUAUCAUCAAUUAUUACAGUUCUUAGUUGCACUUGCUGUAGGAACAUUAUGUGGUGAUGCUCUCAUUCAUCUUUUACCACAUGCAAUGAUGUCACACCAUAGCCACGAACAUACUCAUCAUGACCAUGCUGAAUUAGAUUAUAAAGAACAACACAACAUGAAUAUGUGGAAAGGGCUAGUUGCAAUGAUGGGUCUUGCUUUGUUUUUUUUUACGGAGAAAGCUCUAACGAUGUUAGCAGAAUGGAGAAAACUUCGGCAACGUCGUAAUAAGCUUUCGUCACGUGUUCGAGUAAUGAGAGAAACUGAUGGACCAAAUAGUAAUGUUGUUGGAGAGAAACUUUGCAAACAUAAAUAUUCAUCGUAUCCAUAUUGUUAUGGUGAAAUUAGCACAGAUGUUCAAGAUAAUCAUCAUAAUCAUCAACAUAAUAAUCAUGAAAGGCCUCCUGUGAUUGAGGAAGGAAAACCAUUAACAUCAAACUGCAAUUCAGUUUCGAAAAUUAUGACGAAUGAUGUAGAGAAGAAACCAAGCGAGGAUUGGAGAUUAGAUGAUUCAAUUGUAAAUACUAAGAAAAAUGCAGAUGCAGCAGAUAUACCAUUAAAUGAAUCAGAAAGUUAUACUGUUAUUAUACGUGAACAUGAAACGGAACAUCAUGGUCAUACUCAUUCGCAUGGUCAUGUUCAUUCUGCACCUGAAUCUAUGUCAAGUGUUGCUUGGAUGAUAGUAAUGGGUGAUGGAUUGCAUAACUUUACGGAUGGUAUGGCUAUAGGUGCUGCUUUUUCAGCAAAUAUAGCAGGUGGUUUUUCUACAGCAACAGCUGUAUUUUGUCACGAAUUACCUCAUGAAAUAGGUGACUUUGCAGUUUUAUUAAAAGCUGGUAUGAGCGCUAAACAGGCUGUCUUUUAUAAUCUGUUAUCUUCCAUACUUUGUUUGUUUGGUAUGAUAUUUGGUGUAUUAUUAGGGAGUACUCCUGCUAUAAGUAGUUGGAUGUUUGCAGCUGCUGCAGGAAUGUUUAUAUAUAUAGCAUUAGUAGAUAUGAUUCCAGAAUUAUCUUCAAGUCACUCUGCAGAACGUAGCUCUCAAUGGCAAUGUAUUUUGCAAGCAUUAGGGCUAUCAUGUGGCCUUGGAAUAAUGUUAAUUAUAGCACUCUAUGAACACGAUUUUAAAAAUAUAUUCAGUGAUUAA